Cebus imitator (Panamanian white-faced capuchin) is the source of this 1646-nucleotide messenger RNA. Its product is annotated as tubulin beta chain. Gene Ontology annotation, biological process: microtubule cytoskeleton organization; mitotic cell cycle. Gene Ontology annotation, molecular function: structural constituent of cytoskeleton; GTP binding; GTPase activity. Lineage: Eukaryota; Metazoa; Chordata; Mammalia; Primates; Cebidae. The coding region runs from base 61 to 627 and encodes 188 amino acids. Gene Ontology annotation, cellular component: cytoplasm; microtubule. The record is from RefSeq and is a predicted model, not a curated record. The transcript has a single exon.
ACCACCUGCCUCCGCUUCCCUGGCCAGCUCAAUGCUGACCUCCGCAAGUUAGCUGUUAAUAUGGUCCCCUUCCCACGUCUCCCUUUCUUUAUGCCUGGCUUUGCCCCUCACACCAGCCGUGGAAGCCAGCAGUAUCGAGCUCUCACAGUGCCUGAACUCACCCAGCAGGUCUUCGAUGCCAAGAACAUGAUGGCUGCCUGUGACCCCCGCCACAGCCGAUACCUCACCGUGGCUGCUGUCUUCCGUGGUCGGAUGUCCAUGAAGGAGGUCGAUGAGCAGAUGCUUAACGUGCAGAACAAGAAUAGCAGCUACUUUGUGGAAUGGAUCCCCAACAAUGUCAAGACAGCCGUCUGUGACAUCCCACCUCGUGGCCUCAAGAUGGCUGUCACCUUCAUUGGCAACAGCACAGCCAUCCAGGAGCUCUUCAAGCGCAUCUCAGAGCAGUUCACUGCCAUGUUCCGCCAGAAGGCCUUCCUCCAUUGGUACACAGGCGAGGGCAUGGACGAGAUGGAGUUCACCGAGGCUGAGAGCAACAUGAAUGACCUCGUCUCUGAGUAUCAGCAGUACCAGGAUGCCACCGCAGAAGAGGAGGAGGAUUUCGGUGAGGAGGCUGAAGAGGAGGCCUAAGGCAGAGCCCCUAUCACCUCAGGCUUCUCAGUUCCCUUAGCUGUCUUACUCAACUGCGCCUUUCCUCUCCCUCAGAAUUUGUUUGCUACCUCUAUCUUUUUUUUUGUUUUGUUUUCUUCUGGGGGGUCUAGAAUAGUGCCUGGCACAUAGUAGGCACUCAAUAAAUACUUGUUGGUUGAAUGUCUCCUCUCUCUUUCCACUCUGGGAAACCUAGGUUUCUGCCAUUCUUGGUGACCCGGUAUUUCCUUCGGGUGCCCAUUCCUUCCAUUUGUCCAGUUAAUAUUCCCCUGUUAAAAAUCUGCAAGAAGCUGGGUCUCAUCUAGAUCCCAUUUAGAACCAACCAGGUGCUGAAAACGUAUGUAGAUAAGGGCAACCAUCCUAAGUGCAAAGUAGAAAAUGGUAGAAGGUAGUGGGAUAGAAGUCACUGUAAGGAAGGGGAUGGGAUUUUUCCAUUCUAAAAGUUUUGGAGAGGGAAACCCAAGCUAUUAAAAGUCAUUAAUUUCUACGUAUUUCCAUUUCCCAUCUCAGCUUCAAGGGAGGUAUUAGCAGUAUUAUUUCCAUUUUCGAUCUCCCUCCAAGCUCUACCUUUUGGAGGGGUCUGCCUCACUCUGUCAAGUGGAAUCCUUCCCUCUCCAACUCUACCUCCCUCACUCAUUAAACUCCUUUCCCCUGAUCAGAGAAAGGGAUCAAGGGGGGAAAGAGACCAGCCUUGGUCCCUAAGCCUCCACAAAUGUCCUCCUAACCCCCCACCUUUUCUUGUCCCCAAAAAGGAAUUAACAUCCCUAUGUGGAAUGGUGUAUACUGCCACAUCAGUGUUUGAGUCAAUGCCCAGAGGAGGGGGGGAACCUCCUCCAUCUUUUUUGCAACAUCUCAUAUCUUCCCUUUGCUGUUGCUUCCCCCCACCACACACUUGAUUUUGUUCUAUCCUACAUUUGAGAUCUAUUUUGUGUUGAACUUGCUGCUUUUUUUCAUAUUGAAAAGAUAACAUUGCCCCAAGAGCCAAAAAUAAAUGGGAAUUG